Molecule: messenger RNA, 2416 nt
Organism: Branchiostoma belcheri (Belcher's lancelet)
Lineage: Eukaryota; Metazoa; Chordata; Leptocardii; Amphioxiformes; Branchiostomatidae
Product: phenylalanine--tRNA ligase beta subunit-like
Exons: 18
Coding region: 110-1876 (588 amino acids)
Biological process (GO): phenylalanyl-tRNA aminoacylation
Cellular component (GO): phenylalanine-tRNA ligase complex; cytoplasm
Molecular function (GO): phenylalanine-tRNA ligase activity; magnesium ion binding; ATP binding
Source: RefSeq, a predicted model, not a curated record
UUUCAUCAUCUUUUCGCUUUUCGGGGAGCAAAGAACAACACUGGCUUUAAAUUUGCCCGUUUUCCAGCAAUUCUGAAAGUGAUCUCGAAGAGAGGGGUACGGAGCAGCCAUGCCAACCAUAGGAGUAAACAGGGAUCUCCUUUUCGAGAGGCUCAGGAGGACGUACACUGAAGAGGAGUUUGAUGAGCUCAUGUUUGACUAUGGGCUGGAACUGGAUGAAGUGACUUCUGAGAAGGCCAUGUUGGAGAAGGAGCAGGGAGUGACUGCACAGGGAGCUUCUGAAGCCAUCAUCUACAGGAUAGAGAUACCUGCCAACAGAUAUGACUUACUGUGCUUGGAAGGUCUGGUGAGAGCCUUACUGGUUUUCCAAGAAAAACAGAAGGCGCCCAAAUACAAGGCUGUCCCCCCUGCCGAUGGCAACAUGCAACAGCUCAUUAUUCAAGAAGCGACUGCGCAGGUGCGCCCCCAUGCAGUCUGUGCGGUACUGCGGGGUGUCAACUUUACUCAGGCCAUGUACCAGAGCUUCAUUGACCUACAGGACAAACUGCACCAGAACCUCUGCAGAAAGAGGAGCCUGGUUGCCAUCGGAACCCAUGACCUUGACACCAUCCAAGGUCCCUUCAUCUACAACGCAAAGCCACCAGCAGAGAUCAAGUUCAAGCCUCUCAACCAGACCAAGGAGUACACAGCUGUGGAACUCAUGCAACUGUACAAGUCUGACAGCCAUCUCAAGCACUUCCUGCACAUUAUCGAAGACAAACCUGUGUACCCCAUCAUCUAUGACCAGAAUGGUGUGGUCCUGUCCAUGCCACCAAUUAUCAAUGGUGAACAUUCAAAGAUUACCCUGAACACCAAGAACGUUUUCAUCGAGUGUACGGCCACAGACCUGCACAAAGCUAAGAUGGUGUUGGACUCUCUGGUCACCAUUUUCUCUGAGUACUGCCAGACACCUUUCAUGGUUGAGGCUGGGGAGGUGACCACCCCAGAUGGUACCAAGCUUACAUAUCCUGCUCUUCCCUACAGAGAGGAGAUUGUUGAUGUGGCCUGGAUCAACAAGAGUGUAGGAAUAAGUGAGAGUCCUGAGUCCAUAGCCAAACUGCUGACCAGGAUGUGUUUAUCAUCAGAGGUCGUGGAAGAGUCAAAGGUCAAAGUUGAGAUCCCACCCACCAGAUAUGAUAUCAUCCAUGCGUGUGACAUCAUGGAGGAUGUGGCUAUAGGAUAUGGCUACAACAACAUCCAGAUGACCUUCCCUAAAACCAACACCAUAGGAGACCAGUUUGGGCUAAAUAAAGUCACAGACCUCCUGAGACAAGACAUUGCAGCUGCCGGCUUCACCGAGGUUCUCUCCUUCUCAUUGUGUUCUAGAGAUGAUGUAGCAGGGAAACUCAACAAAGACAUCGAGUCCUCUGGUGCUGUUCACAUCGCAAACCCCAAAACUCUAGAAUUCCAGAUUGCUAGAACAACCUUGCUGCCAGGCAUUCUGAAAACCAUUGCUUCCAACAAGAAGAUGCCCCUUCCCAUGAAACUGUUUGAGAUCUCAGAUAUCAUUCUACAGGACAAGGACAAAGAUGUCGGUGCGAAGAACUUGCGACACUUCUGUGCCGUGUACUACAACAAGAACCCCGGGUUUGAGAUCAUCCACGGUCUGCUGGACAGGUUCAUGCAGCUGUUGGAGGUUCCCUACAGUAAGGAGGGGAGUGGCUACUUCAUCAGGGCAGCUGACGAUCCUACCUUCUUCCCCGGUCGCUGUGCUGAGGUUGUGGUGAAAGCUCAGGUUGUGGGGAAGCUGGGAGUUCUACACCCUGAUGUAAUCACCAAGUUUGAACUCAACAACCCGUGUGCAGCUCUGGAAAUCAACCUGGAAGCCUUACUUUAACCAAUCAGCUCUCAGCUUUUAGGCUGGUGUUUUAGUGUCCAAUAGGAAGUGGCUAUAAUUAUCCCAUGAUGCAACACUCUUAAUAUUUGUGGGAAUGAAAAUGAUUAUGUGAGCAUGCAAUUCUGUUGUAUGCAGAACAGUUACCUCUGUCAGCAUUGUAAUAUUGUAUGGGCCAGUUGGGAAAAGUACAGAUAUGCUUAGGGACUGCAUCAAGUUGCAUGAAAAGGGCUUUACUUCACUUUAAGGACAGAGACAGACUGCUGAAAAUAAGUAAGUAAGUAAUGUUAGGGAAGUUUACUCAAAGCUGAUAUGUAGGGGUUGAUAUUGGAGGGAGCAAGAAUGGUAAAUAUAUAAAUUAAGGGGAAGGGGAAACAAUACAAGUAGGGUAGGUAUGGAUAAGGGUGUUGUGAGACAAUGUGAGAUGUACAGUACUGUGGUACAAAUAUGCAUGGCCACAGACUAGGAAACUUGUGAAUAAAACUGGCUACUUGAUAAGGUGGCACUGCUCCUGCAAUGCCUGAUGCUAUAUGUUUAAACCUU